Molecule: messenger RNA, 1290 nt
Organism: Dimorphilus gyrociliatus
Lineage: Eukaryota; Metazoa; Annelida; Polychaeta; Dinophilidae
Source: the annotation of a GenBank genome assembly
AAUGGUUGUUAUUUCAGCAACAGAUUUGGGAUAUAUUGAUUUGGCCGUCAAUUUCUACUUGUCUUCUAUCAAACGCCAUAAAAUCUCUAACUUUCUUUUCAUCUGUCUACAUCCGGAAGCGUGUAGAGUCCUCCGUCAGUUUAGUGAUCGAGUCGAAACGUUUUAUGGAGGGAUAGUUGAGUCUGCCGACAGACCGAGCAACUUUUUUUCGAGAGAAUUCAAUGAGAAGACACAUGCCAAAUUAAAAUGGGUAAUAACUGCAUUGAAAAUGGGCUACAAUGUUUUACUAUCAGAUGUGGACAUUCACUAUUUUAAGAACCCACUCGGAACACUUUAUAGUCAUCUACGAAAAUGUGACAUUCAGAUCCAAUGGGACAGAGAUGAGUUGGAAAUGAAAUAUAAUUCAGGAUUCUAUUUCCUGAAGGCUUCUCACCUGACAGUUGAAUUGUUGAGGAGAGCCAUCUGGUUGGCGGAACACGAUAAUUUUACGCAAUCUGAUCAGUACUAUUUGAACACGGCAAUAAGAUAUUCAGUCUCGAAAUUCGGGUUGAAGUUGUGCGAAUUAGAUAAGUCGACGUUUCCUUGUGGGUCAGUUUAUUUUCAUGAGGGUCAACGGGAAUUUUACGAUGAUUCGCCUUGCAAAGAUUGCGUCAUAGCUCACAAUAAUUGGAUUAUAUCAGCGGCCAGUAAAAGGUAUAGAGCCAGGGAGCAUCUGUUUUGGAACGUCGACAUUCCAAGCGGAUACUAUAGCGCGAAAGGUCGAAAAUACUUGACGUAUGAUCAACAAAGGACGCCGUCAAAGAACAAACAGCUGCGAAAUUUAAAAAGAGCUCUCUGCCUAGCUGAAAAAUUAAAUAGGCUUGUCGUACUACCUAAGUUCUUUUGUUUAGAGCAAAAAGUGAGACUUUGCAAUCUAUUAUCAAUUGUUAACCAAACAAAUAUGGACGCUUUUGAAUUAGUCUAUGGGAAAUUUUAUAGAGAAUACUCAUUCUUGAACAACAAACUCGUACCUAACGAAAUUAGAAACAAAAAUAAUUGGAAAAAGAUAAAAAUAGGGUCGUGCCGUAAUUUACAUUCAAUUCAAAGCGAUUUCAAUAGAUAUCCUGUUUUGCAAUUAUCAUUUGAAUGGGACACGUGCAAAUGCAAAUUUGGAAAGGAUUCUAUCUAAAGCGCCAUCUGUCGUGUAUACAAGAUACUAUAAGUUUAUGCUCCAUUUCCUAAUUGGUUCCACGUGAAAUUGGAAAGUGUUUGUCUCGUAAAUAUUCCAUAAAACUACCUUAUCCAUUAAGC